GCAAGAUUGCGUGUCUCUUUCUCCUUUGAUAUUUUAUAUCUGAAAAGUGGAUUAUGCCCUCAACGCCCGAACCGCCAGCUCCCGCGGCAGCAGCCAGCUCCAGAUGUCGCCUUUGUGGAAAAUCUUUCCAAAACAAAGCUUCUACCGGGAGACAUGAGCGCUAUUGCCGGAACAGGCGCGCGUGCCCACCUCCGCCGCGGCGAAAGUCAUGCCUGCAUUGCAUCCGCGCCAAGUCUCGGUGCGAUUCGUGUGUCCCAACUUGUGAGCCAUGUCAAAGGAGAGGGAAGAGCUGUAUUUACACGAGUGAGUCUCUAUCACCUACAGCAAGGGAAGGGCAGUCUCGUCUUUCAGCAACUCGGUCGAAGCCUCAAAACCAGGCCCCUAGGUCGCUCGUGGCUCCUCGAGAGCUUUCACAAGGCGCCUCUUUGAGAUCUGGCCUGUUCAUUACGUUUGAAGCAUGUCCGUCGAGUGUAGCACCAAGAACAUCUACCCCUUUGUCAUCAGAGAUGAGGGAAUUUACCUCUACGAAGCAUGGAGAAGCAUCAGAUGGCGCGUCGGGACAGCUAGGCAUGCCGUUCACAACGGGAUCUUCAGAGCUGCGCCCCUCCUUCUCUUCUCAUUUACUUCGUCCCAAGAGACGGAAAACUGGUCAGAUGGAGCUUAUCAGUAAGCUCAUAUCUCAAAUGCUACGGUCAUUUCCUGAGAGACGAAUGAACGAGGUCUCUUGUCCACCAUUCAUUCAUCGCUCGGCAUUCCAACGGUCCAGCUCAGAGAAUCCAAUCAUAAUCUGUCAAAGUAUCACUCGACAGUUUUCUGCGCGCGAAAUUCACGAGGACGCUUCUCUCUGGGAUGCCAUUGCUUCCGAGCAAGAGAGAAUCUAUGACCUACGCGGAUCAUUAGAUAGGUCGCUGCACCUUGCGUCAGCGCAAGCUAUAACGAUGUACCUUCUCAUGCUAGCCACAGAAGCCGAGAGUGUGCUGACUCAUCAUCCACAUGCUUCGGUCACAUUAUUGUUUACCUUAGGGCGGUUUUCAAGGUACUCAAUCAAAUACAUCCCGGUUUUGUGACUGUCGAACAAUCAAGCGGAAGCAGACCGACAUGGGACGAUUGGAUCUUUGCCGAAUCCAAAUUGCGAACCGCAAUCGUCUACUUCAUUCUCGCACUCCAUUUCGAUGUCGAUUUUGGGCUUCCUUGUGAUCGUGAGGAUGGUUAUGACUUUGAAGACGUGGACCUUCCUGCUGCGAAAAUACUUUGGGAGGCCAGAGAUGAGACAUCAUGGAGUAGAGAGUUUGAUUUGAUAGCCCAAGAUCGAGAAAGUAUCAUUUCGAAUCGUGCCGGCGAGGAGAGAUUG
Messenger RNA from Mollisia scopiformis, 1351 nucleotides. RefSeq lists its product as uncharacterized. Lineage: Eukaryota; Fungi; Ascomycota; Leotiomycetes; Helotiales; Mollisiaceae. The record is from RefSeq and is a predicted model, not a curated record. The coding region runs from base 54 to 1067 and encodes 337 amino acids. Gene Ontology annotation, biological process: regulation of DNA-templated transcription. The transcript is spliced from 2 exons. Gene Ontology annotation, molecular function: zinc ion binding; DNA-binding transcription factor activity, RNA polymerase II-specific.